Messenger RNA from Manduca sexta (tobacco hornworm), 1548 nucleotides. Its product is annotated as protein NDUFAF4 homolog. The record is from RefSeq and is a predicted model, not a curated record. Gene Ontology annotation, cellular component: mitochondrion. Bases 170 to 823 code for a protein of 217 amino acids. Lineage: Eukaryota; Metazoa; Arthropoda; Insecta; Lepidoptera; Sphingidae. Gene Ontology annotation, biological process: mitochondrial respiratory chain complex I assembly. The transcript has a single exon.
GGAACUGUCAGCUGACAAUGACAUGCGCUUGUCAAUAGUUACUUGUUAAAAUUAUAACCUAGAUUUUACUGUGAAUAAUGUGAUGCAACCGCAUAAUUCGUUAAAAACAAUGUUUUCGUACGAUAAAUAACUCACAUAACUCGAACAAUUCGUGCUAACGCCACCUAAGAUGGGUGCUUUAGUGACAAAAGCUCUAAGGCCGAUCCGAAGUUUCAACAUUGAAAACCGGGCUCAUCGCGUGAUAUCUAAAGAGAAGCCUACGCCGGCGCCUCUAUACAAACACAACAUCGAGGACUUGAAACGAACAUUGGAGUUGGAACCCGAUAUAGACGAAAAGUUGGACAAAAAAGACCCUGGACUCGACGCGAGACUGAAAGAUGUUUAUGUAACAUCACACGGCCGCCCCGAGGAUGAUGUUACGCGAGAGCUGCGCGCGCAGCAGGAGAGCAAGCGCGGGCUGCCCCAAGACAGGUCAAUGGUGGAAGAAUUUGAAUACGGCUUCAAAGAACCAGAGAAGGUCCGGUACGGGCGGACGACGCUGCGUAACGCGAUAGAGUUCAUUAGCGCUCACCAAACUAACCCUAAAGAAGUGACUGCGGCCAAAAUAGCAACGGAAUACAAGUUAGACGAGAAGGAUGUGGAGACUAUACUGAAAUAUUUCAAAACAUUUGAAAUUUAUAUACCAGAAACUAAGAAGAGUCCUGCUGUGUUUGCGGGACCAGCUAAUACUAGGAAGCAGCUAGAGCAACACGACAGGAAACAAAUAAAACAUAAAGAACUUGAAAAGGAUAUAGAUCCAUAUAGUAGCAAAAGGGGGGAAUAAUAGUCACUAUGUUAAUAGUAAACAAAUUUGGUUUUCUUUACCCUUAUUUGUGGGGACUUCUAAUGAUAGGAAAUGUCAAAGUGCAAUAAAAAAUCUAGAUAAUUUACAAUAAUGUUGCAUCGCUUUGGAUGUGUGAAACAGGGGUCCCCUAAAAGGGAAAGUAAAUAGAAAACUAAAAUUAGUGGUGUUUAUUUUAUGAAAAAAUUUAAGUUAUACUCAAUAUAGUUUCUAUUUGUUAACUCUGAAUAUUCCAAUGUAUGAUACCAACAGAUAUUGCAGUCAUUUUACUAAUUUUCAAUUUGUAAGCAUUGCACAAAAUUUCCUGAAUCUAAUGAAAUUAUCAAUUUGUUCUUCAUAUAAACUAUUUUCAUACAAGUUAGUACAGAUCCUAUUAACAAAGUGCAUAUUUUUAUAAUAAAAACUUAACUAUAAUUACAGUCAGAAGGCACAUGUAAUUUUAUUACAAAAGGGAUACAAUCAUACUAAAGGGAAAAUUUUAACAAAUAGUCUGCAAGUUGCUUAGGGUUUAUUUUAUUUUGGCAUAAUAUUUAUGCCAAGUCAUUGUUCAAAUGAAAUAUCUGUAUAGUUAAUUUAUAACUGUUGAACAAUGUGUGGCUGGUUUCGGCCGCUGCUAUCUGCUGAUAGUGCUAUUAUAUUUAUAAAGCUGCAAAGCUUAAGUGAUUUAGAUGUAGUAUAAAAAUAAAGAAUGUUUUGUUUUCUAUUGA